AUGUUACACAUCCGUGCACUCACGACAGCACUUGCCGCACUAGGCAUGGGCACCAUAGUACAGGCUGCGCCAUACUAUUCCGGUGGCUACUUCAACACAUCUGCUCCCAGUGCAACAUCCUCAUCUUCGUCUUCGUCUUUGAGUUCCAGUUGCAGCAGUGACGUGACACUUACUUCUACUUCGAGUGUCACCGUCUACAGUUCUUCAGCCUCGGGCACGGAGACGUCAUCGACUGCUUCGGCAGCAUAUUCGCCGGUUGCCACGCCAUACAUAACGGGUGAGUACGAGAAUGGAUCGCCAGUGUGGUCGAUCUACAUUCCGGAGUACGCAUUUCCAGGAUUUGAUGGAUUCAGCGUUGAAACUGUGGGCCACACAUCAGGCUUUGAGUUCUUGUCAGGCUCGUUGUCGCUCUUUGCCGGCUCCCUAAACUCGUUUACGGACAUAUCUAGUCUCUUGAGCACAGACUUCAGCGAUGGCUCUUUCACGGGCUCGUACUCGGGUUCAACCAACGACAACUACUUGAAGAUCGUGAUCAAGGGUACGGUCAGCGACGAAAACACAAAGAGCUUUGUGUCGACCUUCGGCCUCUACAUUGACGUGGAUGACUCGGCCAUCCAGAAGAGAUCCACGCUAUACUACGAGUUCACCAACACGGUGACUGUUCCAGGCAUCGUGACCACCAACACAUACCUUUCGUGCUCCGGAGACAACUGCGAGACCUUGACUUCAACGCAGUACGUCACGGCUGCAGCCUCAACCACGGAUGAGAGCAUGGAAACCGUGUACACAACGACAAUCUCCGGCUCAGAGACCGUUGUCACGUCGUUCAUUCCACUCACGGAUUCAGACGAGACAACCACCACUUACACUCACGAGGAUGUGACUGCAACCACCACUGUGAUCUGCCACAAGACCGUGUGCGAGACCAAGGUGUAUCCAGUGUCCUCUUCCACCGUCUACACCACAGUUGUCAACGGUGAGACUCAGAUCGUCACCAGCUACAUUCCAAUCACUGCCGCUGCCACCGGUGUCACAUCUGGUGUUGGUGGAAGCUCCCCAGUGACCAGCGAACCGGUCACCACGGUUACAACUGUUGGAUCCAAUGGAAAGACCACCGUCUACACCACAGUUUGCACGGAGUGCGAGCAUAAGAAGACCGCCUCGUCCUCUGCUUCCGUCUCCUACAGCACUGUGACCACCACCGGUGAGAAUGGCGCAACCACCACCUAUGUCACCACCUGCCCAUAUUCGAAGACUGUUGUGACCGAGACCGGCUCUGCAACUGAGGCUGAGGGUGCAACGAAGACAGGAGGUGAGAAUGAGGGCUCUGAGACUGGUUCUGAGACCAGCUCUGAAACUGAAGGUGCAGCCGAAAACAACAAAGUCACUUCGUACACCGUGUCGACCGUCACUUCCGUCUCCAACGGUGCAACCACCAUCUACACGACCACCUGCCCACUCAGCUCUGCAACCAGUGCUGCUUCGAAGGGCAACGGCGAGGCCAGUGGUGAGGAAGGUGGAGAAAGCAGCGGAGAAACUGCAACCGAGGGAUCUGCAGAAACUGCAACCAAGGAAUCUGCAGAAACCACAACUGAGGGAUCCGGAGAAACCACAACUGAAGGAUCGACGCAGUCCAACGGCGAGGCCACAGUGGAGUUGGCAAGCUCAUCAGUGGUGAACGUUCCUGCCGAGAGUGUGGUCUCAGCAAGCAAGAUUGUCUACACAACGAGCACAAACGGCGUGGCUGCAACCUUGACCACUUACUACACUCCUAUCAGCGAGACUUCUGGUUCAUCCAGCUUUUCGCAUGCCUCUGCAACCUCAGAGGUGCCUGCAGUCAGCGUUCUUUCUGCAAAUGCCGCCGCUACAAAGAUGCUCAACGCUGGUGCCAUUGGCUUUGCUCUUGGUGCCGCAUUUUUGUUGUGA
Molecule: messenger RNA, 1926 nt
Organism: Brettanomyces bruxellensis
Lineage: Eukaryota; Fungi; Ascomycota; Pichiomycetes; Pichiales; Pichiaceae
Exons: 1
Coding region: 1-1926 (641 amino acids)
Source: RefSeq, a predicted model, not a curated record